AUGCGAUUUUCUGCGUUGGUGUUGUCCAUCUUUCUUGGCGCUGUUUCAGCGGGUCCUUGCCGACCUUCUAGCGUCGAGAACAGUUCUGAAACCACUGGACUUAUUGGUGUGACGACGAUCGAAUCGCUCUCCUCAACUUUCGCAGCGACUGUGUCAACUAAGCCAGGUGGCGCGACAACGGCUGCUAUCACAUCUAUCGUCGAGACUACGACAGAAUCAAGCGCGGUUGCUGCUACCACUACUGCUGCUGCUAGCAUAUGCAAUGCACCAGCCGCCCUGACAUGCUGCCAAACUGUUGGAACCGCAACUAAUCCCGUCAUCAGCCUUCUUCUGGGGUUGCUUGGCUCAUCUAUUACUGAUCCCGCGACUUGUCAAGCUACUGCAGUUUGCUGUAAUGAUAAUAGCCAUGGUGGCCUUAUUGCUAUUAGUUGUUCGCGAGUUUAG
Messenger RNA from Fusarium oxysporum Fo47, 444 nucleotides. Its product is annotated as hydrophobin family protein. The transcript has 3 exons. Gene Ontology annotation, molecular function: structural constituent of cell wall. NCBI's taxonomy places the organism in Eukaryota, Fungi, Ascomycota, Sordariomycetes, Hypocreales, Nectriaceae. The coding region runs from base 1 to 444 and encodes 147 amino acids. The record is from RefSeq and is a predicted model, not a curated record. Gene Ontology annotation, cellular component: fungal-type cell wall.